CUGUACACACGACUACACACACACGCACGCACGUCAGUCGAAGGUUCGUUGCUCGGUCGGCCGUUCGUCGUCUCUCUCUGUCCGCGUAAUCUUAUCUGGUUCAGGUGUCGAGUACGAUAUUAUUAUUAUAUUUAUUUACCUAUUCAUUUAUUAAAAAUUUAUUAUCACACACACCCACGUGCGCCGGUAACACAUUCGAUGUGUGGUAUAAUAAUCAAAUUAAAAACAUGACGUGCAUCGUAAUCGGGUCUAUUUGGGUUCUGCCGUUAUCACCUCACGCCCGAGUGAAAACCCCGAUCCGGUAAGUUCGCGAGCGAAACGAGUUAUUCUUGAAAACGUACGUUUUUGCGGAAGAAGUGUGCCGGUUGUCUCCGCCCGUGAUUUGGAGUGCUUUUUUUAAUGAAUAGUAAAACGCAAAAAUUUUCUUUUAUUUGCGUUUUUUUAAAAUCAUUUUUCAACUUACUUUUUGUUUUAAUCUACAGUGAGUAAAUUAUUUUGCCUUUACGUUUAAUUUUUUUUAAUUUCGUCAAAUCAUACCGUUCUCUGUGAGUAGUGCGCUUAAAAAAAACUCCGUGUCGUUUUUCUUCACCGAAACUGCAGUAUUAUACACUGUCGUAUUCUUAUACUAUAUAAUAUAUCAUAGUGUUUCCGUUCUCAAAAACACAAUCAGUGGCGUAUGUACAGUGAUGUAGUGCGUAAGGUUCGCGUGUUUGUCGUUAACGAUGUAAUUACGUCUGAAGCGAUGUUAGAACACGUUCUUACUAUCAUAGGACUAGAUUCCUGAACGUCGAAAAGGACGCUGAGAAACCUAAGUCAGAACCGAGACGACAAGAUUUCGAAAAUCGACGAUGGUAGAGCGAAUCGAAAACGAAACGGAUUGUAAUAUGCCACAAGGCUCCUGCUGGUCUACGGUGUACUCUGGCUUUUAUUUAUUUCUCGCCAGGCAUUCAGGUCGGAGACGCACAGCGGAAUCCGAAGAAGCAGUGAGGCGACAAGGCGGCGGCGGCGGCGGCGGGUCGUCACAAAGCCUGCACCGCGCCGCCACGUUCACCAUGUUCAAUUUCCUCCUGCUAGUCUCUGUAUGCCUUUCGUCAACCACACACGCGUGUUCGAGUAGGUCGAUGCCGAAACCGCGACCGUUGCAGCCGACGGAACGGCCGAACGUCACCUUCCACACCACCCCCUGUCCAACCGUAUACGCCAAAUGGUAUUGUCUCAACGAGGCCACUUGUUUCGCCAUCGCAAUCGGCGAAUCUGUGCUGUACAACUGCGAAUGUCCCGACGGCUUCAUGGGACAGAGAUGCGAGUUCAAAAACUUGGACGGCUCGUACACGACUGCCCGACGACAAGUGAUGCUGGAAUCGGCCAGCAUAGCAUCGGGGGUCAGCGUGGCGGUAGUGUUGGUGUUCAUAAUCUGCACCACGUUUUACGUCAGGUCCAGGAGACAGCGGAAACUCAAGUUGAACGCAGCCGACGUCUCAAUGGUAGACGGCAACUGGACGGACGCGGAAAAGCGGCCGUUCUCGUAUCGUCCGAAGCACACGAUCAUCACAAUUCCUCUAAAGACAGUAAUCACAGAACAGUCGACGCGAUCCUCCGGCGACGGCCGCCACCGCCCCGAAGAUAGUUCGCGACAAGAACCUUUGAUCGUAUGAGACGACUGCAGCUGCUAAUUAUUCCAAAGUUAUUAUACGUUCAGGAGAGCAAACCGUGCGGACGACAGAUGACGAUUUUUUUUUUCACGGGGAGGUUCAACACAAUAUUUUCGGUGUCGACCGCGCAACGGGCCGCGGAUACUACACACACACACACGGCACAACGGUCGUUCGGCAGCCAUAAUAAUAAUAUAAUAUAUUAUUACGAUACAGGCACAACAAUUGAUUACGACACGAACACACACACGCCUACACACACACACACACAACGCCACGUCGUCGUCCCGAGAGCCCAACGCCGAGGAUUUUACACACACGACGCGCGAAAUAAAAUUUGAGAAAUUCAAAAUCGAAUGUAAUAAAAUUUUAACCAAAAAAAAAAAUUGUUUUUUUAAACGGACCGUUUCCAACUGUAGUUGUUUGUAUCUCGUGUACUAUAUUGUAUCGAUAAUCGUUUAUUGUUGUGUUGUGAUCAUCGCCGUGGCAUGUCAUGUAUAAUCGACGACGUGCAUAUUGACACAUAAAAUUCGACUAGUUUUGAUGUGCGUUAUUUGAUUAUAUUAAUUUUUACUGUCGUCGUAUAGUCGUCGACGACGUCGAUCCCCUCUGGCGUGUGUGGUGUCUGUGCACCGUCGUCGCGUUUUUCUCAUAUUGUUUUGCCCGUCGUCCCAAAUAUCAUCAACUCAAAUAUACGUGCCGCUAUAUUAUAUGAUAGGAAACGCACUCGAAAUUGAUCAUGUUAUAGUGUUUUAUAUUGUAUAAAAUCGUAAUUUUCGUGACAUUUUUAACCUCAAACGUAUAUAUUAAUAUAUAAAAAAAAAAAAAAAUCGUCUGAGCCAAUAUAUAUAUAUAAUUAUAGGUACAUACAUACAUAAUAUAUUAUAAUAUGUUUAUAAAUAUAUGAUAUAAUCAUUAUUGUGUUUUGUUUCCGCGAUAACAACACAUAAAAGAAUAGCGAUUCCGCUUGACAAGACUUUUCGACUGUAGUUGUCUCAUUAAUGGCUCACACACUCCCCACAUAAUAUGUAUGUGUAUGUAUAUAUUUAUACAUAUAUAUAAAUAAAUGUAUAUGUAUACAUAUUUAUAUAUAUAUAUAAUUCUGCGAACCUAUCUCUAUGUGUAUCUCCACCAUAAUAUAUAUUAUAUAUAUAUAUAUUAUUUUUUUUUUUAUAAUUUUUAGAAUCAUUGUUUUAAACUGUUUUGUUUUUUUUUCCUCAUCCCGUCUUAUUAUUAUUAAUAGUGGGUUACCAUUUUUUUUCCCCAAUGCUUACUAAUGCGUAAAAAAAAAUUAUAACUAAAAAAACCGAUUGUAUUUUGAAAACGAGGAAUUGUGAAUAUUUUUUUAAAAAAAACAAAAUGUCUUUUCGAUUUAUAUAUAAAAGAAAAUUGUGUAAAGUGGUAAAUUUGAAAUUUAUGCGUUUUUAUAUUUUAUAUUAUUAUAGUUAUUUAUUUAUUAUUAUUUUUAAUGUAAAUUAUUGCUGUUAUUCUCUGUUGAAAAAGUAGAUUUGUAUUAUUGUUUCUUCGAGCGCACCUACUAUACCAGAUUGUUGUUAUCAAAUUAAGCUUACUGCCCUGUGCCCCUGUGCCCCCUCCCCCCUCAUCCCUCCAGCCUGUGUGUAGUUGUAUUUAUGUGUAUAAUGAAUUUUAGAUACGCUAAAAUAAAAAUCCUUUUUUGCAGUA
Molecule: messenger RNA, 3335 nt
Organism: Metopolophium dirhodum (rose-grain aphid)
Lineage: Eukaryota; Metazoa; Arthropoda; Insecta; Hemiptera; Aphididae
Exons: 7
Coding region: 849-1655 (268 amino acids)
Biological process (GO): epidermal growth factor receptor signaling pathway
Molecular function (GO): epidermal growth factor receptor binding; receptor ligand activity
Source: RefSeq, a predicted model, not a curated record